Miscanthus lutarioriparius is the source of this 258-nucleotide messenger RNA. Lineage: Eukaryota; Viridiplantae; Streptophyta; Magnoliopsida; Poales; Poaceae. The record is from the annotation of a GenBank genome assembly.
AUGGCGUCGGCUGGGCACAACAACGCCACGGCGGCGCUACUGCUCCUGCUGCUGCCGCUGCUGCUGUCGUCCACGGUGUCGGAGGCGCGCCACAAGAUUGAUUGGAAUUGGCACGGCCCGAUAAUCUACGCGUCGCCGCCGCCUCCACAUUCCGGGCACCACGGGGGACUGGACUCGCCCUACAUAACCGAGCAGGCCCCGGCGGCGUCGCCUGAAGAUCCUGCCGGCGACUCGUCGUGGGCGCCUAGGAAGCCAUAG